CAAUUUUGUGCGUUUGCCGCUGACGAGGAAGAUCUUGCAACCGCGGCAACGAUUCUUUGUCCUUGCUGCGAAAAUUAUUUGUCACGCCAUUGAUUGAGGCGCGGUGCUAUUUACCGUGUCAAAAUGCCCAGAGGUCGAGGAGGUGGUGGUGGAGGUCGUAAAGGUGGUCGACGUCAGUUCACCAACUUUGAGGCAGAAAGUGAGAAGAAAGAAAGAGAAGAGAAGGAAGCUAGAUGGAGAGCCCAAAGAGGUGAAGCAGACUCUGAUGAAGAAUCUGGUUCUGGGGAGAGUGGUAGUGAAUCAGAAGAGUCGUCUGAAGAAGAAGGAGAAGCCAAGGCCCCUAAACCAAAGGGUGUAUCUGGACUAAUUGAGCAGCGCAACCCUAACAGAACUGGUGUGAAGGAGAACCGAAAAGUGACUGACUUGCCUGAAGGUGGAGUCAAGGUCGAGCUCUCCAGGCGGGAAAGGGAGGAGAUAAAGAAGCAGCAGUACGUCAAGCUGCAGGAGGAGUGCAAGACCGACCAAGCUCGUGCUGACCUGGAAAGACUGGCAAUCAUCCGUGCACGCAGGGCUGAGGCUGAGGCCAAGCGCAAGGAGGAAAUGGAAGCCAAGGAAGCCGCCAACGUUGCCAAGAAGGAAACUCUACCCAAAGUUGGCCCAAAGAAGAAGAGUUGAUGAAAAGAGCACCUGGCCACUCGUUCUUUUUUGUUUUUGCUGCCCUUAUCUAAACACGGUUAAUGUCAAAUUAAUGUUGAAACGAAGCCUUUUUAAGUUAUACGGUAGCUGUAGGAAUACCUGCCAGCUAUCUCGCAUGGGCAUCUUUUACUUUUAAACGAGUGACUCGCGCAAGAUUUCUGAGAACAAUCCAAUCUUACGAUUAUUAGGUGAAUUUAUCAUUAUUAUUAUUUGAAUUAGUUGAAUGGACGAUACUGAAAAUUUUUGGGACAUGCUAGUCAUGCUUCGAACUAAACUAAAUAUUUUUAUUGGGAUUAUGGAUUAUCAGUCUUAAAGUAAAAUCUUCUGACUUUGAUCUUGCAUUGCAAAAAAAAAAAAUUCGUUUCACUUUGUAACAUCGUAAUUAAGUUAAUCGUGAAAUCCUGAUUUGCUCUAUCUUUCAAAAAAUUCCUUGAGUUAGCUUCACUCGCUCCUGCUCUAUGAUGUUAUAGGCCAUUAAAUGUUACCCUGUAAGCAUGCGCGCGCCGAAUCAAUCUAGGUGAAACUUCGCCAAGUGCGCGGCGUCUCUUCGUUAAACGAGAACUAGCGGUGCCACUGCGAUGUCGACUGAUCAUUUUUCUAGAAUGAAUGUUGAGAUGCGCGUCCUUUCAAGUCUAAUAACUACCUUCAA
Hyalella azteca is the source of this 1345-nucleotide messenger RNA. Its product is annotated as 28 kDa heat- and acid-stable phosphoprotein. The transcript has 5 exons. Gene Ontology annotation, molecular function: RNA binding. The coding region runs from base 124 to 675 and encodes 183 amino acids. Lineage: Eukaryota; Metazoa; Arthropoda; Malacostraca; Amphipoda; Hyalellidae. The record is from RefSeq and is a predicted model, not a curated record. Gene Ontology annotation, cellular component: cytosol.